This is a messenger RNA of Penicillium antarcticum, 1527 nucleotides long. RefSeq lists its product as uncharacterized. Gene Ontology annotation, molecular function: ubiquitin protein ligase activity; zinc ion binding; ubiquitin conjugating enzyme binding. The coding region runs from base 1 to 1527 and encodes 508 amino acids. The record is from RefSeq and is a predicted model, not a curated record. The transcript is spliced from 4 exons. Gene Ontology annotation, cellular component: ubiquitin ligase complex; cytoplasm. Gene Ontology annotation, biological process: ubiquitin-dependent protein catabolic process; protein polyubiquitination; positive regulation of proteasomal ubiquitin-dependent protein catabolic process. Lineage: Eukaryota; Fungi; Ascomycota; Eurotiomycetes; Eurotiales; Aspergillaceae.
AUGGACUCCGACGACGACUUCAUGAGCGAUGUCUCCAGCCAAGAUGACUUUGGCAUGCAGGCAAGCGACAACGACAGCUUAGGAGAAGACUUCGGUGAUCUCGACGCCGGCUUCGACGACAAAGACAUAUUCGGACACAAACGGAAACCCUAUGAAGUCGAGCUCAAGGUCCUCGAUCCCCCCGAUAUCGAAAAUGAGCAGCUUGGUCAGGUUAACGAGGUGUGCGCUAUCCUCGGGCUGCCUCCAGAGUCGGCGGCUAUCCUGCUACGGUUCGGACGAUGGAAUAAAGAGAAGUUGAUUGAGUCGUACAUGGAACACCCGGAGAAGACUUUAGAGGACGCUGGACUCGGGACGAACUUCGAAGGCACUGCGAAAACGGAGACGGUACCUGGCUUCAUGUGUGACAUUUGUUGUGAGGAUGGCGAUGAUCUCGAGACCUACGCCAUGCGCUGUGGACACCGAUUCUGUGUCGACUGUUAUCGACACUACCUGGGGCAAAAAAUAAAGGAAGAAGGCGAGGCGGCUCGCAUACAGUGCCCGGGUGAUGGAUGUAAUCGCAUUGUGGACUCGAAGUCAUUAGACCUUUUGGUGACGGACGAUCUGAAAGAAAGAUAUCGCGAACUUCUGACCCGGACAUACGUUGACGACAAGGAAAACCUAAGGUGGUGCCCUGCACCAAACUGCAAAUAUGCCGUUGACUGUGGGGUCAAGAACCGAGAUCUUCAUCGCAUCGUGCCGACGGUACAUUGUUUCUGCAAGCACGAGUUCUGCUUUGGCUGCUCUCUAUCCGACCAUCAACCAACGCCCUGCACACUAGUCAAGAUGUGGCUACAGAAAUGUGAAGAUGACUCCGAAACAGCCAACUGGAUCUCGGCCAACACCAAAGAGUGCCCGAGGUGCAUGUCCACAAUUGAGAAGAAUGGUGGUUGUAACCACAUGACCUGUAGGAAGUGCAAGCACGAGUUCUGCUGGAUGUGUAUGGGCCUUUGGUCUGAACACGGCACAAGCUGGUACAACUGUAACCGAUAUGAGGAAAAGUCCGGCUCAGAUGCUCGCAGUGCUCAAGCCAAAUCACGUUCAUUCUUGGAACGUUAUCUACAUUAUUAUAACCGGUACGCCAACCAUGAGCAGUCUGCCAAGCUCGAUAAGGAUCUCUACCUGAAGACCGAGAAGAAGAUGACCAGCCUUCAAUCAUCGUCUGGUCUAUCCUGGAUCGAGGUGCAGUUCCUGGAUACUGCAUCGCAGGCCCUGCAACAGUGCCGUCAGACCUUGAAGUGGACUUAUGCGUUUGCAUUCUACCUCGCGCGCAACAACCUGACAGAAAUAUUCGAGGACAACCAGAAGGAUUUGGAGAUGGCUGUCGAGAGUCUCAGUGAAAUGUUUGAGAAGCCUGUAUCUGAACUGGCAGAACUCAAGGUUGAUAUCCUCGACAAGACCGCCUAUUGCACUAAGCGCCGGGUGAUUUUACUGAGUGAUACCGCCGAGAACCUGAAAAAUGGAGAGUGGUCCUUCAAUGUUGAAUGGUAA